AUGUCAACCCAACUUGGCAACCAGAAACGCAUGUUGACAACUUUUGCCAAUAAGCUUGAACAUAUCGUUUCGAGACUGAAGGAGGAGAAGCUAGAGGAAAUAACAAUAGAUCUCCAGGCACCGCGCAGUUUAGUAAAAGAAAAUGCCAGUAGGUUAGAAGAGGGUAUUAGCGCAAUUAUCUCGGCUACCGUCAAAGUAGAGAACAUUCUCAGCAACUUUGCAUCAAUACUUGAUAGGUGGGAGCAAUCCUCAGGGAAAGAACAAGAAGAUUUUGAAGUAUAUCUAUGCAAGUCCGAAUCAGCGCUAUCUUGCGCCUUCGACCUUAUGGUAUUGAUGCAAGCGCGACUGCAAGCACUAAUUUCCUGCGUAGAUACAGCUCAAUCAUAUUCAGCUACUCCGCAUGAUGCAAACAGCUCUUCGUUAGCAAUGAAUCAGCUACAGACGAAGCAGUAG
Messenger RNA from Necator americanus (New World hookworm), 453 nucleotides. RefSeq lists its product as uncharacterized. The transcript has a single exon. The record is from RefSeq and is a predicted model, not a curated record. Lineage: Eukaryota; Metazoa; Nematoda; Chromadorea; Rhabditida; Ancylostomatidae. Bases 1 to 453 code for a protein of 150 amino acids.